Messenger RNA from Acaulospora colombiana, 686 nucleotides. The record is from the annotation of a GenBank genome assembly. NCBI's taxonomy places the organism in Eukaryota, Fungi, Glomeromycota, Glomeromycetes, Diversisporales, Acaulosporaceae.
AUGUCUUUCAGCUUACUCGAUGUUGUUAAACAAUGCGACAACUUUCCCUAUCCAGAGGAUAUCGCUGAACUUCGAAAAUUGAACGCCAUUCCACUUGUACUUGAUAAAUUUAAACUCGGACUUUUACCUCCCUCCACCGUUCAAGCCUUACGAGUAUAUAAUGAGGAGCGUGAGGGUCCCAGACCUUUUGUCAUUGAAAAAGAUUUCGUCACGUUUUCUCCGCACGUCAAAUCGUUUGAACAACGUACGGAAGUGGUAAGAUUAGUCGUUGACACCUGGAGGAAAGAAAAAACCUUUCCGGCUUUAGAAGGUUGGCGUGACGAAUUAUACCCGGUGUACGGAGAUCCUAGCGGUCCGUCCAACAUGGCCUUCGUCAUGGAACGUUCGGCAACUCCUCUAUUUGGUGUGUUAUCUUUUGGUGUCCACCUAACCGGUUUCGUUAAAACAAAGGAAGGUGAAUACAGAUUUUGGAUCGCCAAGCGUUCAAGCACGAAACCAACUUGGCCCGGCUGUUUGGAUAAUACAGUUGCAGGCGGGAUACCGUACAAUUCGUCCGUCUCGGGAACCAUUAUAAAGGAAGCCAUGGAGGAAGCCAACUUGCCAGAAGAGGUAGCAAAGGAAGCCAUUCCUGCAGGGGCCAUUACUUAUUUUACGGUGAACGAGCGUGGACUGCAACCUGAGGCACA